This is a messenger RNA of Bicyclus anynana (squinting bush brown), 3242 nucleotides long. It is a transcript of the gene sim, whose product is annotated as single-minded homolog 1. Gene Ontology annotation, cellular component: nucleus; cytoplasm; transcription regulator complex. Gene Ontology annotation, biological process: regulation of transcription by RNA polymerase II. The transcript has 9 exons. Gene Ontology annotation, molecular function: DNA-binding transcription factor activity, RNA polymerase II-specific; protein dimerization activity; RNA polymerase II transcription regulatory region sequence-specific DNA binding. NCBI's taxonomy places the organism in Eukaryota, Metazoa, Arthropoda, Insecta, Lepidoptera, Nymphalidae. Bases 604 to 2205 code for a protein of 533 amino acids. The record is from RefSeq and is a predicted model, not a curated record.
AGCGGUGUGACGCGUGGCUUUACACUCCGUGACCUUUGACUGAGUGAGAUUAAAAGAUUAGAGUUUGUCUAUGGUGCUUGUGAAAAAAGUUUUUAAUUAAAAGUGCGUCUAAAGUCUUCCUUUAAAAAACCUUAAAAUAAAUUCAGUGGCGUUCUAUAUUUGUGAAUUUAAAAAAUCUGUUAAAUUAAGUAGAUUUUAAUUAGGUAACUAAUUAGCUUAGACAGUUGAUUUGGUACUGUUUCACAAGAAUUCAGAUUUAUGAUUAAAAAUACUAAAAUAAAAACGCUUAUUAAUCUUAACGGAAUUUUAGUGCAAACCUUUUUUAAAUAGGCCAUAACUGUGGAUAAUGUGAAAUAUGUAUUUAAAUUAACGGUUUGUGUCAGUUAUUUAAAAAAAUCUGUUACAAUUUUGUUAACAAAAUUUGUUAUGGAAUAAUAAUUAUUUAUAGUUUUCAUAAAAAUGUUACCCGUGUAUUCGGAAUUCAAAAUGGUGACUAUUUUAGUUCUGAAAAUGGCUGUUACACAAAUCUGGAAGCAUCUUACAGGAUUCUUAUAAGCUAGCCGCAAAGAGGUACACCGUUCGCACGUCCUCAGCGCGGCCAUCAUGAAGGAGAAAAGCAAGAACGCAGCAAGAUCCAGAAGAGAAAAAGAGAACGCUGAGUUUCUAGAGCUUGCCAAACUUCUGCCUCUGCCCUCUGCUAUCACCUCACAGCUGGACAAGGCGUCAGUUAUAAGAUUGACCACAAGUUAUUUGAAAAUGAGACAAGUAUUCCCGGAUGGUCUUGGCGACGCGUGGGGUGCUGCACCACCACCACCACAGCCGCGGGAGCUCUCCAUCCGGGAGCUGGGCUCGCACCUGCUCCAGACCCUGGACGGGUUCAUAUUCGUCGUGGCACCAGACGGGAAGAUCAUGUACAUCAGCGAAACUGCGUCCGUACACCUCGGGUUGAGUCAGGUGGAGCUGACCGGUAACUCUAUCUACGAGUACAUCCACCAAGCAGAUCACGAAGAGAUGAACGCGGUGCUGAGUCUGCAGCAUCCUCACACUUACAUAGUGCCGCCGACGCUCGGGUACCCAGUGGGGGGCACGUGGAGCCCCAACGUGGAUAUCGAGUGCGAGCGAGCCUUCUUCAUCCGGAUGAAGUGCGUGCUCGCCAAACGAAACGCCGGCCUCACCACCUCCGGGUACAAGGUGAUCCACUGCUCGGGGUACCUGCGCGCGCGGAGGUUUGGGGAGGCGACGGCACCCCUGGGGCUGGUGGCGGUGGGGCACUCCCUACCCCCCUCCGCGGUCACCGAGCUCAAGCUGCACUCCAACAUGUUCAUGUUCAGAGCUUCCCUCGACAUGAGGCUCAUCUUCUUGGACGCUAGGGUGGCGUCGCUGACUGGCUACGAGCCGCAGGACCUCAUAGAGAAGACGCUGUACCACUACAUACACGGCACCGAUGUGCUCCACAUGCGCUACUCGCACUGCACGCUGUUAACAAAGGGGCAAGUGACGUCACGCUACUACCGCUUCCUGACCAAGUCCGGCGGCUGGGUGUGGAUGCAGAGCUACGCCACCAUCGUGCACAACUCGCGCUCGUCGCGCCCGCACUGCAUCGUCUCCGUCAACUACGUGCUCAGUGACAUCGAAGAAAAGCACCUAAUACUAAACAUAGACCAAGGACCACCGAAAAUGAACCACGCAGACAUUCCCGCAGCGACCCACGGACCAACAGACUCCCCCCAAAUUCCCCCUAGACACGAAAAAAUAAACCACCUCAACGAGAACGACUUCAACACAGACUCCAGCGGGGGGUACAACUACCCCGAAUACACCCUACCCGUCAUCCCUUACGACAACCACGAAGAAUACCACCAAAACGGUUCGUACCAGGACCUUUUAUUUUACGAAAACUACGUGGAACCGGAAGUUGUACCGAAUAACUACGUCUACCCUCAAAACCAGAGACCGUUUUCAGCCAGCUCGUCAUCCUGCAGCUCAAUAGAAAGUUCAGAAGUCAAUCAGUAUAACUACACCAAUUUAAUUUCCUUUUACGGUCACAAUCAACAAAAUGGACGGCCGGUGGAAAAUUUUGGGGGUAAUUUUGGUAAAAUCACCCCCAACCCUCAAGUGCAAGAACAACCCUACACAAGUGUCAUAGUGGACAACACGCAACAGUUCCACCAUCAUGGCGGUGGGGUUAACGAGUUCGUGCAUUGAUAACGUUAUUCUUAAAUGUCGUUACUGUAACGUAACAUCGAUGCACUAGUGUUGUGAUAUUUUCUGAAAGAAAUAUUUCAUACUUGCCUUAGACCAAUUAUUGUAUAGAACCUGUCUCGCUAGACGUUACUUCUGUCAAAGUAUAUGAUCAACGAUCUAAUGCGAUUAUAAAAACUGUCUCUAUAGUAUCGAUGUUUCAUAGUUGUAAUCGUGUUCGUCGGUUAAAGAGCUCCGUAAAAAUACCUUUUUGUGUAGUUUAAUGGUGCAAAAAACAGGCAAAGACUUUCUAGUUUAGUAUAUGAUAUAUACCAAAUCUAAGCUCGUUUUCUUCGAAAAUAACAGACAAGUUCGUAAGUUUGGGAGCGAUACUGGUUGUUCUAUAAUUGGUUUAAGGUACUUAAUUGCGUGCACGUACACAUUAAAAAUACAGUAGGUAACAGGUUUUUUUAUCUUCUUUUUUUAUUGAGAAAGAAUACACUAAGAACCUUAUAACUGUACAAAUUAUGCCCACGUGGAAUGGUGGCAAAUACUGCAUUUCUGCGCUAGACAUUUUUAUUAAAAUAGUAAUUAUUAUUUACCUACUCUGUGAUUGUGAUUGUGGAUAUUAUAGUUGACAGUAUAAUAUCCACAAUGUAAGAUCUGUAACUUUAAAAAUAACGUAUUUAUUAUGUAUUUUAGUAUAUUUGAGGAAGUAUUAUUUAUAGUUUGUUGUGACUGAAUUUCACUGAUGAGUAUAACGCAAUUGAAAUUAAAUUUAUGUUUAUAAAAUAACUUAAUUUAAACAUUUAAAAAGGUUAAAUAAACAUUUUAAUCAUCUGUGUUUUAAAUUGUAAGUUAUAUUAACAAAUAAAGAAGUACGUAACGUAUUUAAACAAAACGAAACAAAAAAUAUCGUUUAUAAUAUUACCUAAUUAAGUGCCAAAAAUGUAACGGUUAUUGUAACGGUUUUUUAUGAUAUCGUGACGGACAUCACCGAAAAUAAAUAAUUAUAAAUUGUAAAUAAUGUAAAUAUUUAUUAAAUUUAAUUUAUAAAUUAA